UGUUCGAAUUGUCCUAAAACCUGGUAGAAAUAUAUAACCACAUUGAAAGUCCCUUGAGCAUUUUCAAGCUGCCGCCGCCAUUGCUCAAAAAUGGCCAUAUUAGGUUGAUUUUGGGCUGUAAAACAAAGCCUUUUGUUAGCCAAAUGGACCCACUUUUCUUGAUACGUGUCCAGUUUUCACAAGGACUUGAUAAUUAAAUGUCUAUGAAAAAGACGUGUGGGACAUGUAGCUGUCUAAGGCCUGCAGCUGAUGCAAUAAAAGGAAAUUUCAAUUAUCUUUCUUGUUUUUUUGUCUUGUAGAAAGGAAGUUAAGGGAAUUUAAUUUAUACUUCUACAACUGUACUGAUGACUCUACCAGAAGAAGAUACAAGAAGUUUACCAGCAGUUGCCAUACACAGUGUAAUUUUGACUCUAUCUGCCAUUUUUUCACUCAUGGGAAACUCGCUCGUCUGUCUCGCUUUAUACCAAAACAGGAGACUGCGAACUGUUACAAAUAUCUACGUGUUGUCCUUGGCAAUAGCUGAUAUAAUGGCAUCCACUUUUGUACUUCCUUUUUCCGCAGUCGCAUCUGGUUAUCGAGCAUGGCCGUUCAAUUUCGCCUUUUGCCAAUUUAGCGGUGUCGCUACUUAUUUUUGGGGUGCAACGUCAAUAAAUAUUUUGGCGUUGACUGCUGUUAAUCGUUACAUUUGUAUCGCAAAACCUCAUCUUUAUCCUACACUGUUCACAAGGAAGAAAACGCUUUUUUCGAUCCCUUUGGUUUUGUUGCUGACACUCAAAGCAAACCUUACUUCCACACUUGCCACGCCGAUUUUAUUCCAGUGGUAUCCGCUUGAUUUAGUUUGUGAAGCAACAGGGUUGGAAAUCCGAGCUGGCAUUUCCAAAGGUAUAGUUGGAUUUGUCAGCCUUGCAAUGUCUUUAAUCAUAUUUUGUUUCGGAAGCGUGUAUCGUACCAUAAAGCGGCACAAUUCUGUAGUCAAUCCUUCUCUACAGGACAUCACCAGUCAAGUAGUAGUAAGCCCACACGAGAUUCAGGCAUCUCGGGUUCUUCUGACCACAGUUGUGGGAUUUGACGUUUGCUGGAUUCCUCUAACAGUUGUGCGGAUUCUUAAUGCAUAUGCACAUUGGCCUAUACCUUCAUAUUGGGUGCCCUAUGCCACACUGUUCGCUUUCUUCAGUUCUUGGAUCAACCCAGUGAUAUAUGGCGUCACGAACAGAACGAUGAGGAAAGAAUCCCUUAAGCUAUUACAAUGUCGAAACCAAACUUAAAGGGAUAAUUGUAAACUCCUUAUGGUGAUAUUGGUUGGAAUAUUUUGUGUGGAAAUAUUUAAAUUACUCGCCGCUACAUAUGUGUGUACAUAAUUUAUGUACACGCAUUGCUAGUGGCCGCAAUUAUCAUUGUUCCACACAUAGCGGUAAUUGCUUUUGCGUUAUCACUCUAUUCUUGCAGAAAGCAUGUUAAUCCUUUCGUGAGGGUGGCCUUGAAGAGUAAGGUGGACAAUCAUAAAUAGAAGUAAACUGUUCAGAACUGACCUAUCAAGUUGGGUCGGGGGCAGGGAGACUCAGAUAGAGAAACACCCACUUUGAAGAUAGACUGACUGGUGGCAAGAGGGUGGGAAUGUAGUCAUUUAAACACUUCAGCUAUGUUCGAUUCUCCAGAUAAGCACAGAAGGGUCUAUAAUUAAUAUUAGUUCUCAUAGGAUUAAUGUCAGGAAUCGGGAUUUCUUGUAUAACGUGUAUGGAACACCCAGCUAGCAGUGCAAAGCAAAUUUGUCAGCUAACUUUGAUAGAAGGGUAUGGUUUGAGAAGAGUACAUAAAUUGACCUAGUUGUACAGGAUUUACAUCGUGCAGCUUUAAAAUGAUGGGAUCAUUGACAAUUUUGCCAAUGCGGACAUUGAAACGAGACUGCAAAAUCAAGAUUUGAGAGAUUUUUUAACUAAAAGAUUGUAUC
Molecule: messenger RNA, 1948 nt
Organism: Orbicella faveolata
Lineage: Eukaryota; Metazoa; Cnidaria; Anthozoa; Scleractinia; Merulinidae
Product: melatonin receptor type 1A-like
Biological process (GO): G protein-coupled receptor signaling pathway
Cellular component (GO): membrane
Molecular function (GO): G protein-coupled receptor activity
Source: RefSeq, a predicted model, not a curated record